Messenger RNA from Impatiens glandulifera, 902 nucleotides. Its product is annotated as probable nucleoside diphosphate kinase 5. The transcript is spliced from 5 exons. The record is from RefSeq and is a predicted model, not a curated record. NCBI's taxonomy places the organism in Eukaryota, Viridiplantae, Streptophyta, Magnoliopsida, Ericales, Balsaminaceae. Gene Ontology annotation, biological process: UTP biosynthetic process; GTP biosynthetic process; CTP biosynthetic process. Bases 97 to 636 code for a protein of 179 amino acids. Gene Ontology annotation, molecular function: nucleoside diphosphate kinase activity.
UAUCGAUCAUCUUCUUCCGCGCUCCAUUUUCUCCCUGCUUCCGAUUGAAUCAGACUUGUCAAUUUAGCUGAUUCAUCGUUACUAUUUGAAGUUCAAAUGGUUAUCCGCUUCUCCACGAAGCUACUCAUACUCUUCAUGGCCUUUUCAUGUUCUCUUCUGUAUAGAUGUUUAGGGAAUGAUAUUGCAGAGAAGGAGAGAACACUGGCGAUAAUAAAACCAGAUGGAUUGUUAGGUAAUUAUACAGAUGACAUAAAAAGAGUUAUUUUGCAAUCUGGAUUCGUUAUAGCCGAUGAAAUGGAAACUCAACUUCAUGAAGAUAUUGUGAAAAGUUUUUACUCUGAACACGCCUCAAAAAGUUUCUUCCCACAUCUCGUGGACUACAUGACAAGUGGACCAGUGGUGAUUAUGAUUUUGGAGAAACUGAAUGCUGUUGCUGAUUGGCGUGCAUUAAUUGGACCAACUGAUGCAGCUAAGGCUAAGGUUACUCAUCCUCAGAGCAUCCGAGCCAUGUGUGGGAUGGAUUUACAAAGAAACUGUGUCCACGGUUCAGAUUCACUGCUAUCUGCUACCAAGGAAAUAUCCAUUUUAUUCAAAAAGAUAUCCCCAGAAGUUCCUGUGUUACAUGAUGAGUUAUAAAGAAUAGGCAUCCUGAGAAGCAAUAUGUUCCUUUUCCACCCGCAGAAACCAACCCCCAAAAUGGAUGGUUUCACCGUUGUCUCUGAUGAAGAAAUAAUGUUAUUCCUGUAUUCCUGUAUGUCUUAAAUAUUAAAAAAAAUUAUAUUAUCCUGAAGAUAUUCAGAUUUUGUCAGUUAUUUUCAAGCAUGUUCCUUUUAACUUAUCCAUGCAAAGUUUUCAUUGUAUAUUAUACUAUUAUGCAAAUGGGGAUUAUUAUGCUUGUUUCA